Molecule: messenger RNA, 1833 nt
Organism: Juglans microcarpa x Juglans regia
Lineage: Eukaryota; Viridiplantae; Streptophyta; Magnoliopsida; Fagales; Juglandaceae
Product: pentatricopeptide repeat-containing protein At2g15690, mitochondrial
Exons: 1
Coding region: 6-1625 (539 amino acids)
Biological process (GO): RNA modification
Molecular function (GO): RNA binding; zinc ion binding; protein binding
Source: RefSeq, a predicted model, not a curated record
AAUAAAUGUCCCCCACAAAAAAACACGGAUUUCGCUCACACCAUCUUGCUUGGGGUUUUUCUCACGGACUGCGUUUAGGGUUUUGUACAUUUUACCUCAUUCAGCUCCAAAUAAUGGCGUUGCUCAUGGCCAUCCGGCGGGCCCGAGGCCGAAUAGAAUCCUCUUUCUUCAAGGUACGCCUAGCAAACCCUUCUCAUUUCACCUUCAAUCGCAGCAGCAACAACAAUCAAACCCUAAGCACAUCAGCAAUCCCAGAUGACUAUCAUAGGCCCUCCCCACCACCGCAACAGCAGCAGCAGAAAGCUCCGUUUAGGGGCUUUCAGAACCAGGGACAGUUUAAACCAAGUUUUCAGCAACCCAGGGCCCCAAAACAAUGGAACAAUCUAAACCAAGGUUAUCCACCGGUCCAAAAUCCUAAUCAGUGGACCCAACGAGUCCAAAGCCCUAACCGAGACCAGGUUGUUGAGGACCAAACCCCGGUUUCUUCUCCGCCUCCACCUUCGAUUGAAGACCUCAGUCGGUUUUGCGAAACGGGGAAGGUUAAGGAAGCUAUUGAACUGAUGGAGCAAGGGGUUAAAGCUGAUUGGAACUGCUUCCAUAGGUUGUUUGACCAUUGUGCCGAAUCAAAAUCUUAUGAGUAUGCAAAAAAGGUUCAUGAUUUAUUGUUACAGUCGACUUGUCGGGGUGAUCUUCAGUUGAACAAUAAGGUGAUUGAAAUGUAUGGGAAAUGUGGAGGCAUGACGGAUGCGCGGAGAGUGUUUGAUCAUAUGCCUGAUCGGGAUAUGCAGUCUUGGCAUUUGAUGAUCAAUGGGUAUGCGGAUAAUGCGUUGGGUGAUGAUGGGUUGCAUUUGUUUGAGCAGAUGAGGCAGCUUGGUUUGAAACCCACUGGGGAGACUUUUCUCGCAGUCUUUUCGUCAUGUGCCAGUGCGGAUGCCGUGGAGGAAGCAUUUAUACAUUUUAAGUCAAUGAAGGAUGAGUGUGGAAUCGAUCCAGGGUUUGAGCAUUAUAUGGGGCUUCUAGGUGUACUUGGGAAGUGUGGGCAUCUUAAUGAAGCAGAGGAGCUGAUAGAGGGACUUCCGUUUGAGCCCAUGGCAGAGGUUUGGGAGACUUUGAGGAAUUAUGCUCGGAUUCAUGGAGAUGUUGAUCUUGAAGACCGGACUGAGGAGUUGAUGGUUGCUCUUGAUCCAUCAAAGGCUGUUGCUAACAAGAUCCCUACCCCUCCACCCAAAAAGCGCACUGUAAUCAGCAUGCUUGAUGGGAAGAAUAGGAUCAGUGAAUUUCGAAACCCAGCUCUCUACAAGGAUGAUGAAAAGCUGAAGGCAUCCAUUGGGAUGAAAGAAGCCGGUUAUGUGCCGGACACGAGAUAUGUUCUUCAUGACAUCGAUCAAGAGGCCAAGGAGCAGGCCUUGCUGUACCAUAGUGAGCGUUUGGCAAUUGCAUAUGGUCUGAUCAGUACUCCAGCAAGGACGCCUCUUAGGAUCAUCAAGAACCUCCGUAUCUGCGGUGACUGUCAUAAUGCCAUCAAGAUCAUGUCCAAGAUCGUUGGGAGGGAACUAAUUGUUAGGGACAAUAAACGGUUUCAUCAUUUCAAAGAUGGCAAAUGUUCGUGUGGGGAUUACUGGUGAUGUCCGUGAAACAUUGAACUUUUACAACAGACAUCUUCCGAGAUUUUCUUUCCAGUUUCUAUUUGUUGUGCGCAGUGCUAAAAUUACCAAGCUAUGUAGUGGUGUGGACAGAAAAUCCAGUGAUACUAUCUGUGGGAGGUGAACCAUCAAUUGCUAUGUAAUGUGCCUUCUGUUUAUUUUGACGUUGAAUCAAGUAUUUGAUAAAAUA